Molecule: messenger RNA, 1322 nt
Organism: Trichoderma asperellum CBS 433.97
Lineage: Eukaryota; Fungi; Ascomycota; Sordariomycetes; Hypocreales; Hypocreaceae
Source: RefSeq, a predicted model, not a curated record
AUGCCAGGAGUAGGCAGAGGCCUCGCCUCAACCUCAACCUCAGCGGCGCACACUUUAUUCAUCUCGUUUACAGUCCUGGGCAUUGCCCAGGACUGCACUGCUUCUUAUCUCCAGACCUCUUCUUUAAACAACAAGAACAACGAGCAGCGUGUUAGUAGAGCAUUCAGUCAACACUUCCCCUUUUGCCGUCCGGAAGGCUGCGAUCCUUCGGCUCCCUCGUUUGAAGACUUUGAGUAUUUAUUCGGUAUCGACUGUGCGGGCAAUGAUGCGAUCGAGACAUAUAGCGAGCGCGAAAGUUCCCCGUCAUCCACCGCCUACUCACCAUCGUCAGAGAACGAGAAUGCCGACAGCAUUCUUUUGGAAUUAGGAGAAUCAUUCGGAACUCAGCAAAACCGCUUCUUAGGCCGCGGCCACGGCCACGGCCUCAACAUCCCCCAUUCUCCCAUCAUCGACCCUACCCACCACCCUUGGGAAGAAACCUAUCCUCCCUUGGAAGAAACCUUGACCCCUUUGGAAAAUUUGGAAGACAUCCAGCAACAGCAGCAGCAAGCCACCAGUCCAAUCUCGGUUAAAGAAACAACAACGGGCUCUCAAGACAAUGACACCACUCGACCCCGUUGUAGUAUGUGCGACAGGAACUUCGCUAGCAAAAGCAUCUUGGCGCGGCAUUUCAAAAUCAAACAUGCAGCCAAGCGGGACUAUUGGGUUUGCACUGUCAAGACUUGUUCCAAAUACAUGAAGGAAGUCAGUAUGAAGUAUAAUUUCAGGCGGCACUGCAGAACGAAACACCCGACGGUGGAUCUCAAGCAGUUUGAUCUCUGAGUAAUGUUGACCGCAGCUCGUCCCUCACGCUGAGGCCACCGGACCCUGUUUGGGAUCGCGGGGUCUUUGAGGUGGCCUCCAGCGUGAGGGACGAGCUACCGCUUCACCAGUCUCACCGUCAGCGGAAUCUCUAAGGCCCGGUGACGGUGAGGCCUGUGAAGCGCAUCACUUCAUUUUCUCUUAGACCUUAUUAUAAACACAAUAUAUACGCCUAUUCUUUAAUGCUGCACCAUCUCAACUGUCUUUUGUGUGUUCCUUUACGCUUGUGUAGAUAUGUGUAGUAUACAGCCCAGCUGAAAAUAUGCACCUGUGCUAGCUACUUGUCCAGCUUUGGUGCUCAGGAGAAGCCUCUUAAAGACUGUAACACUUCUUUUCAUUUUGAGGAGUAGUUCUAGUUGUACAACUGUUUGAGCCUGUAGUUCACUGUCUAUUUGCGCUGAAAUGCCUCGGCCUAAGUUAGGAUACUUGUGUGAAGCAACUUGCAGACAUUUGAACCCUGG